AAAGCAGUCGAAGUGAUCACGCGUCGAAAUUUAAAAACACUCUUUGACUCGGUGGCGGAUAUACUGGUUAAAGCUAAAGUUAUAGACGUAUAGUGUCAUCCUAAAUACAAUGGAGCCAUUACACGAAGAGUCUAUCAAAAUGUAUUUUUAUGAGAACAGACUGAAAACUUUUGAGGGGUGGCCGUUUGUCGAAGACUGUUUGUGUACACCGGAGAACAUGGCCAAAGCUGGCUUCAUUCACACCCCUUCAGACAACAGCCCAGACAUCGCCAUGUGUUUCUUCUGCCUGAAGGAGCUGGAGGGCUGGGAGCCAGAGGAUGACCCACAAAAGGAGCACAAAUCUCAUUCAUCAUCCUGCCAAUUCCUCGCCCUGAAGAAGAAAGUAGAAGAGCUGACUGUGGAGGAAUUCUACAAACUACAGAAGGAGAAGCACAAAUUUGAGAUUAACAAAUCCUGUAACGAAGACAUCACCAAGUUUGAAGAGGCAGGCAAAUUGAGAAGAGCGGGUAUCAUCAAGACAGCCAUGGGUGAAGAGUGACGCGAUAAUGGAUGUGUGUGUGUGUGUGUGUGUGUGUGUCAUUGUAGCUGACUCAAUAUCUAUAUUCCUUUUGUCUUCUUUGUAACACUCUUCAACAGUCUUCAAUUGUUGCUGUCGUCAUUUUAUCUGUUUGUAUUCAUUAAACUUGUUCUUUCCACGUA
Cottoperca gobio is the source of this 699-nucleotide messenger RNA. RefSeq names its product baculoviral IAP repeat containing 5a (gene birc5a). NCBI's taxonomy places the organism in Eukaryota, Metazoa, Chordata, Actinopteri, Perciformes, Bovichtidae. The record is from RefSeq and is a predicted model, not a curated record. The transcript is spliced from 4 exons. Bases 110 to 538 code for a protein of 142 amino acids.